GCCAUCAUUUCAGAAUUUGUCACACACAAGUAAAUGAUCUAGCUUCCAUCAGUUGAACUGUAUAUCAUCCUACACAUGUGAUCAUAUGGCUUCUUUCUUUGUAUUGUACAUUGCAGGAACAUGAUCCCAUCAAACCUGAUUGAAGCAACUUUUCAGCAGUACCGGACAGAUUUGGUACCCAUUGUACAGAACAAUGACGCAAAAGUGUCUCAGGCCAACUAUGUAUAUGUCAUGCCCGAUUACCACAACCCUCGCCUGGGUCAUCCAGUCUUCCUGGAGAUCACCCCUGCACCUGACAUCAAGUAUAAGAUUGUCCCAAGUACAAGCAAAGGCAUGAAUGUAUUGGGGAUUGUCAUCUUCUCAGCUACAAUGGGUCUGCUGCUGGGGAAAAUGGGGGAACGUGGCACACCACUCGUUAAUGUGUGCCAGUGCAUCAACGAGUGUGUCAUGAAGAUCAUCAAUGCUGCUAUGUGGUAUUUUCCCUUCGGCAUUGUGUUCCUGGUGGCAGGAAAGAUCCUGGACAUGCACGACCCAGCCCAUCUGGGGGAGAAGCUGGGCAUGUACUUCAUCACUGUCCUGUGUGGUCUCUUCGUGCAUGGCCUCAUCCUGCUGCCUCUCUUUUAUUUCUUCUUUACCCGCAAAAAUCCAUUCACCUUCAUCAGAGGGCUGCUGCAGGCUCUUGUCAUUGCACUGGCUACAUCUUCAAGCUCAGCCACGCUGCCAAUCACUAUGAAGUGUCUCCUGGAGAACUGUGGAGUUGACCGGCAAAUUGCUCGAUUUGUGCUUCCAGUGGGAGCCACUAUCAACAUGGAUGGAACAGCCCUGUAUGAAGCAGUGGCAGCCAUCUUCAUAGCUCAAGUCAACGAGUAUGACUUGGACUUUGGCCAGCUGGUCACUAUCAGUAUAACAGCAACCGCAGCCAGCAUUGGAGCAGCUGGGAUACCUCAAGCGGGUUUGGUUACAAUGGUGAUUGUCCUGACCUCUGUGGGUUUACCACCUGCUGACAUCUCCUUGAUUGUAGCCAUUGACUGGGUGCUUGAUCGAUUCAGGACAAUGAUCAAUGUUCUGGGUGAUGCCUUAGCUGCUGGGAUUAUGGCUCAUAUAUGCAAGAAGGACUUUGAUAAAUCAGCAACCGCUGCUUCUGCUGCUGUAGCCAAUAAAGAACGGAGAGACACAGUAAUCUCCUUUGGCAAUCAGAGCGUGGCACUGUCUGAUGCUCCGCUGAUCACACAUCGCUGCGAUUAUGUGUUUGAAGUGGAUGGAGACAACGUGCUGGAGAAACCCGUGCCCUGCUACAACCUCUGUCAAGUCUGAGACACUUUUACACGAUGCCUUCUACAGCACGUAGAUGCACCUACAAAGGCACUAACGGAGGCUCUAAAAGUUCACUCAAAGCCUGUGCCAUGCAGAAACCUGUACUACUUGAUACAAUGUACAAAACAGCAUGUCUCUAUUCAGCUUUGCAUGUAGAGAGAUGUGAGGAGAUGCAUUUUAUUAAAUCUUGAAUGCCACAUUGUCUGAAUGCACUUGCAGACAGGAACAUACGUCACGAUGACAUGCAUUGGAUGGAGAUCAGUGUUUAUCAGUUCCAGGGGGACAAUUAAAAUCCACAGUAGACCCGUCAUAAUGAAACAUGACUGCAGUUUUAACUUAAGUCUAGGUUUUGAAAUGCCUUAACGUUGCCUCAUUUUUGACAAUAAUGCUGAGACCUUGAAAGACUUGAAUGUUAUAAGGAGCUAAUAGACAAAGAGCAACAGAACAGGGGCUUUCUCUCUGUUAGACAAGGUGUUUAUGCAUAAAUAUUAAAGCAAAAUUAAGAAAUAUACCAACAUAUCCCUAGCAAAUGAAAAUUAUAGCAUAAUCUGUGUUUUUAUACCACUGCUUUUAAUUUUGUGUUCAUUUCUAAUAAAAACCUGCUACAUACCAGUGCUGUGAAAGUUUUUAUUUUAAUAAUUAACCUCAGAGACUAUUAAGCUUAAGUAUAUGCAGUGCUCAUGAUACAUGCUGGAUUAUACUUGGCAAGGUAAAAAGAAAGUAUAGCGUCUGUCAGUUAUAAGGUUUUUACAUAAUCUGGUCCUUCAGGAGAUCUUAAAAUUCUUUGAAUACAACCUCUGAUGAACAACAACAUGGCAUAUUACAGUGUUAUUAAACAAAAAUUAAACCAAAAUGCAGAAGCAGUGUGUGAAAAACUAAGUGCACCCAGUGAUUCAACAGCUUGCAUAACCACCUUAAGUAGUAAUGACUUAAAAAAAUUGUUAUGUAUGAAUUUAUGUGCUCAACUUUCCUUUCCCCCCCUUUUUCCUAAGACAAAUAAAUAAUUCUGUACACUUAGCUUGAAAUUUAGUUGGAUUUUAUAGAAUAUUUCAUGCAAGAAAGUUGACAAGCACAAAAUAAUUGAUCAAAGCUGUCAUGAUAUUUAGGGCAAGAUUUAGUAAGUUUCUAGAAAACCUCUGUUGUCUACAAAAAGGCCAAUUGUUAGUUUUGUGACUGAAAGCUCCCUCUGGGGUAAUUAGCAUUGAAUGAUCCAACAGUGCACUGAUUUAUGUACAAAGAUGCAGUCACUUGAAAAAAUUACUGGUACAGGGCAGCAAAAAUUAGUGGCUCAGGAGCACAACUUAGGUCUUAAAAAUAAAAAAGUAUAAUCAAAGGCCAGGGAUUAUUCCCACACUCUAAACACAUUAACAGUUGGAUUUUGACAGACAUCCUCACAUUGAUGGGCAGCAACAAUUGCUUCUAAGAUCAUUGUAAGAUCAUUGCUGAGGUCUUUCCUCUUUGGCAACAUGAAUACCCCAAGACCAGCAAUUUGCCAAAACUUUGUACAGAGCUGCUUACCGUCUUAGUUCCUGUGGAAGCAGUAAGGAUGUGCUUUAAAUUUUCCACAAACACCAUUUCAGCAUUUUGGUUUAAUUUUUAUUAUUUAAAUAACAAAAAGACAAAGACAAUGCUUUACGUUUUGGUAAUUCGAAUUCAAAAUGGACCAUAUCCAUCCAAACCAAGGCCUGGGGAGUAAAAACGUAAAAUAAAACCACCAUUUCUGGCAUUCUUCUAGCUGGUUGUUGUUCAGGAUGAGCCCACGCACUGUCUUGUAUGCUGGUCAUCCUGUACCAUAUUUCACUGCCAAGAAAAGUUUUCACUUCUAGCUUUCAAACAUCAUCGCUCACAAGUGCGAGUUCUUCUGAAAAGGAUGCGAGUCUCAAAACAGAAAAAGGGUCCUGCUUGAAAUGACAAUUUGCUACAACUUAGCUAUUUAUAUCUGAAUAAAAGAGUUUUUAAGCAUUCCAAAGUUACUAAAAACAGAAUAGCCAGACUGGUUUCAAUUUUCUCUUUCCUUUCCAAGCCAUUUUGAAGAAGCUGUUUUUUUUGUUUUUUUUUUUGUUUUAAAUAUGUAUAGGUGUCUGAAAUUGUAUAUUCAUAUUCUACUUUAGAAAACUCAAUUUUUGGCUUUAAUUUUAAAGUUGAAGGAAAACUGAGACAAAGAGCUGCAGAAAAAAUAAGCUUCAGGAUAGACUCUGCUCACUGUCCCCACCAUCUGGUUGCAGAAGGUUCCAACUCCGAUCUACAUGUCAAGUCUACUAUUAAAUCACAUCUCCAGAUUUCCAAGAAUGUGCAACAAUACUGUCAUAUCACAGCAACACUAACUUCAGUAACAUGUACAUAAAAGUGCAAGUGCACAUCUACUCAUCUUUUUUCAAGAUAAUCACGUAGAUCAAAUCCACAACAAGCUUCUAAAUACACAUUUAAUUUUCCUUUAAUUUUUUUUUUUUUUAAAGCCACCAUGUUUUUAUUGAAAUGUUAGAAGACAUUUAACGGACUUCAGCUUAGUGUCAAAAGUGUUCAAAACCAAGAAAACAAAACAAUCCAUUAAAAACACUGCAAUAAGUAUCAAGUAUGACCACAAACACUGUCAAAUAAAUAAAUGCGCCUCCUCUGAUGUAAAAUACACUAUUUCCUCUUAUAAAUUAAGGCGGAAUGCAGUUUAUUUUCACUGCCCCUUAAACGCACUUGCACCUUUCAUGCAAACCAAACUAGACUGCCAACAUAACUACACAGUAACGUCAAUAGAAAAUUUUAUAUAUUUUUAAAAAAACCCAAAAUGACAGUCGAUGACUAUAACAAAUGUCUAUUACCUGCACUGAGCAAGUCAUGAAAUAUUGCACAAAGUUAAGGAUCCUGACACAAUAAUAACAACAUGGAGAUACUAAAUCAAGAUGCACAAUAAGACCAAAGUUUCAAGCUCACAAUGUGAGCAUUCCUUUAUGAUGGGCCAGACAAUUUUAACUAUAUUCUCAAGUGUCAGCUGAAUUAUUGCUGGGGAGGGAGAAAAACAGUUUUAAAACAGAAUCUGAAAAAUUUUGAACAAGUUUUGUAGCCAAGUAUAUUCUUAGAAAUACAUCUCCAAGUGUUAUGCUUUUUAACUCCUGCUGAGCUUGAAUCAGAACAACUGCAGCACCGAUGCUAACGGCAUUUUUAAAGAAACAUACACAAAGGUGGACAUAGUUCUUUUCUAACUGGGUGAGUCUUUUACUAAUAGGUGAACAAAGCCAUGUGGUAAAAAGUAAUCUCCAUUAAAGAUCAAAGCAGUGCGUUUGGUUUUAAAAGCCUAAAUCUUUGACACUUCUAGUUAAAAUAUGGAAACUAGCUUGUGUACAAUCACUAGUUUCAUUAGAUACCUACACUGACAAGUGGACAAUUUAGUGUGAAUACAAAACUAACAGCCAGAUAUUAAAAGCAGCUUCAUACAGCCAGAUGUCUAUUGAUGAUACUGAAAUCGGAUUAACUACAUGCAGCAAAACUAUCAGCAGUGCCAACAGACUGAUUCAGUUUGCUGCUCUUCUGCAGUUAAACUUGUGUCAUGUUUCAAAAAUCAUUGUGGAAAACAUCUAACAGAUGCUUACUUGCCUUAAAAUAUCGGUUUUGUUUAAGUAGCAUCAAAUCCUCUCAACCUACAUUGGUCCAUAAGUUGUUAACAUCUCAAAAGUGUAAAAGCUUCCAGUGAAGAAACUUUUGCUUGAUAAGUGUUAGGAGCGCUCUAAAUUUGCUACCGAGGGAAAUAAAACAAAACUGAAAAACAAUUCUAAAAGGGUAAAUAAAAA
Molecule: messenger RNA, 5093 nt
Organism: Pundamilia nyererei
Lineage: Eukaryota; Metazoa; Chordata; Actinopteri; Cichliformes; Cichlidae
Gene: slc1a8b
Product: solute carrier family 1 member 8b
Exons: 8
Coding region: 121-1314 (397 amino acids)
Biological process (GO): L-glutamate transmembrane transport
Cellular component (GO): plasma membrane
Molecular function (GO): L-glutamate transmembrane transporter activity; glutamate:sodium symporter activity; neutral L-amino acid transmembrane transporter activity
Source: RefSeq, a predicted model, not a curated record